AUGCCCGCUCGUGGGCCCAGCUGUGUGGGAUGGGCGGCUGCCCUGGGCAGCGUCGCAGUGCCGCGCGCCGCGGGGGCUCCCGCGGGCGCCAGCGAGCUGGCGCCGUGGUACUGCCCGCCGGCCGACCCGCGGGGGAGGGCCUGCGUCCGGGGCUUCCGCUCGGGCAUGGCAGAGCCCUACAUCGAGGAGACGGUCGUCCCCAUGACUUGGAGGGUGCUCGCGGCGAUUGACGAGGACCCCUCCGUGCAGCACCCCGAGAACUUCACCCGUCCGCUCAGGCACAUGUCCGAGCUGCUGGAGGCCAUGCGCCUGCUCGCCUGCUCCAUACGCUUCGCGGCCUGCUAUGCGGAACCCAUGGUGCUGGGCCUCCUCAGGCGGGACCUGUGCUUCCUGGCCGAGGAGAGACAGCGGGAUCUGGUGCCGUUCACCGGCCCCGAGUGGGAGCCCCUCUGUGACGGCUUCAUAAGGCGCGGGGACUCGGUCGCGCUGAUGCGCUCGGUGGCCCAGCCGCUGCAGGGCCUGGUGCGCGCGGCGCUGCCGCGCGCCGCGCCGCCGGCGCUGGGCAACGGGGGCAGCCGCUUCGACUUCGAGGCUUUCUUCGAGGCGCGCGGCCGCCUGUUCGUGGAGCAGACGGCGGCCGGUCGCGUCGCGCGCCCCGGUCGCCUGCAUUACCCGAGCCUCUUCGCCCCUGGCGCGGCGUGCGACGACGCGGCACCCGAGCCGGGUGGUCUCGAGGGGCCCUUCGACGUGGCGCGCGCGCUCCGGCGCAUCGGGCGGCAGGUGCCCCUCUCCCGCUUCGCGAUCAACCUGGGCGCAGCCGACGGCGCGUGUGGCGCGGGCGCGGAGGACUGGAACGCCGAUCCAGCGAACUGCCUCGUGGAAGAGGGAUACUCGGCCGUCGUGGUAGAGGGGGACCCGCGGUGGCACGGGCCGCUCAGGAAGAAGUUCGGGGGGCGCAAGGACCGCCCGCGACCUACUGCCUGGCGAGCAAGUGAGCUCCUCCUCCUCCUCCAUUCUGUUUACUUAUACAUACACUCUCCCUGUCGCUUCCCGACACGUGUCGGUAGGGCGGGCCGGGCGUCUCGUUUACGUCAUCCUGACCAUGUAUGA
This is a messenger RNA of Prorocentrum cordatum, 1110 nucleotides long. NCBI's taxonomy places the organism in Eukaryota, Dinophyceae, Prorocentrales, Prorocentraceae. The record is from the annotation of a GenBank genome assembly.